AUGCCUAAUAUAUUCCGUGAAGGGGCUUUUCAGCUGUCGAAAACUAUAAGAGCAAUCUCAACAAACCUCCAAGUACCUGUCUGGUACAUCAAACAUAGUCCAAACAACAUCAUCCCGACCGAGAAAGAACCACUCGCCAAGUCGAAUCACCGAUCUCUACGUCUCCCUGCAUUUUACGUUCAAGUCCAUUUCAUCGAGGAUGUUCCCGGUACAGCCAUUGUUGGCGGCAAAGUGCACCCUCAUUUCGCCGCCGUGACGAUCUAUCAUGUUGCUCGUGCGUUCCAGAGUGACGCAAUGAAGCAGAAAUUCUUGACCGGCAUUGGCAAUAUCCCGAAUCUAUUUUUUGAGACAAAAGAAAUGGAAUGGGAAUAUCUCAUUGCGGAGGCUUUGAGAGAUUUGUGGAAGAUGAAUGGCCUGAUUGAACCACAGUCUGGCUCCGAGAGAGAAAAGAGAUGGGCGCAACUGAACAAGGCCAUGAAGCUGUCGUGA
Molecule: messenger RNA, 489 nt
Organism: Penicillium antarcticum
Lineage: Eukaryota; Fungi; Ascomycota; Eurotiomycetes; Eurotiales; Aspergillaceae
Exons: 2
Coding region: 1-489 (162 amino acids)
Source: RefSeq, a predicted model, not a curated record